Aspergillus versicolor CBS 583.65 is the source of this 2156-nucleotide messenger RNA. RefSeq names its product glucose-inactivated glycerol proton symporter STL1 (gene mfsA). Gene Ontology annotation, biological process: carbohydrate transport; transmembrane transport. Bases 176 to 1813 code for a protein of 545 amino acids. Gene Ontology annotation, molecular function: carbohydrate:proton symporter activity. The transcript has a single exon. NCBI's taxonomy places the organism in Eukaryota, Fungi, Ascomycota, Eurotiomycetes, Eurotiales, Aspergillaceae. Gene Ontology annotation, cellular component: membrane. The record is from RefSeq and is a predicted model, not a curated record.
GCAGUGGUGGCUACGACGAGAACAAGCGAUCCCCGCCUGGAGCCAGGCCAAGAAGGGCAACUCAUGGGGGCCGGGGUCAUGGAGGUUAUAAGAGCGACGCGUUGCUCCAUCCUGGAGAUCUCAAGCUCUGCUCUCUUUCUUCCACUUUGCAUUGAUUGACUCCUCAUCUGCCAACAUGUGGACGUCAACUUCCGGCCUGACGGGCAAGCCCCUUCAGUGGGCCAUCACCUUCACGGCCGUCAUGGGUUUCUCCCUCUUCGGAUACAACCAGGGUAUGAUGUCUGGUAUCAUCGCCGGUACUCAGUUCGUCGGCGAGUUCCCCGUCCUCGCCAUGCCCGAGGGCACCACCGCAGACUCCGACAUGGCCACCUACAAGCACAUCAACGUUCUGCGUGGUGGUGUUACUUCCUGCUACGAACUCGGCUGCUUCUUCGGCGCGCUCUUCUCCAUGUUCUACGGUGAGGCCAUCGGCCGCACUCGCCUGAUUGUCACCGGUGCCCUCAUCCUGAUCAUCGGUGCUGCCAUCUCCGCCUCUCCCUUCGGUUCCGAAUGGGGUCUCGGCCAGUUCGUUGUCGGCCGUGUCAUCUCUGGUGUUGGCAACGGUCUGAACACCGCGACCAUCCCCGUCUGGCAGUCCGAGUGUUCGGCCUCGCACAACCGUGGUCUGCUUGUCUGCUUCGAGGGUGCUCUGAUUGCCGUCGGUACCUUCAUCGCCUACUGGGUCGUCUUCGGUCUCUCCUACGUCGAGCAGUCCGUCCAGUGGCGAUUCCCCGUUGCGCUCCAGAUCCUCUUCGCCCUGAUUGUCGCCGCUGGUGCCCUGAUGCUUCCCGACUCCCCCCGUUGGUUCGUUAUGCGCGGCCACAACCAGGAGGCCUGCGAGGUUCUCGGUAAACUCAAGCGCGAGUCCCCCGACUCCGAUGUCGUUCUCAACGAGUUCAACUUCAUGAAGGCCGACGUCGAAAUGACCCGCGCUUCCCAGGCCAGCUUCAAGGUUAUCUUCACCGGCGGCAAGACCCAGGAAUUCCAGCGUCUUCUCCUUGGUUGCGCUGGUCAGUUCUUCCAGCAGUUCACCGGUUGCAAUGCUGCCAUCUACUACUCCACCCUGCUCUUCGAGGAGAACCUGCACCUUAAGAAGCGCCUGGCCCUGAUUAUGGGUGGUGUCUUCGCUACCGUCUACGCUCUGGCUACCAUCCCCUCGUUCUUCAUGAUUGAGAAGGUCGGUCGUCGUAAGCUCUACCUUAUUGGUUUCAUGGGUCAGGGUCUCUCCUUCGUGAUCACAUUCGCUUGUUUGAUCAAGGAAACCACAGAGAACUCCAAGGGUGCCAUUGUCGGUAUCUUCCUCUUCAUCGUCUUCUUCGCCUUCACUCUGCUGCCUCUCCCCUGGAUCUACCCCCCCGAGAUCAACCCCCUCCGUACCCGUACCGCUGGUGCCUCCGCCUCCACCUGUACCAACUGGAUCACCAACUUUGCUGUCGUCAUGUUCACUCCUCUCUUCGCCGCCACCUCCAGCUGGGGUGUCUACCUCUUCUUCGCUCUCAUUAACUUCAUCGGUGUCCCCGUCGCCUACUUCUUCUUCGUGGAGACCGCCGGUCGUGAGCUCGAGGAAAUCGACAUCAUCUACGCCAAGGCCCACGUCGAGAAGCGCUGGCCCUUCAUGGUCGCCAACGACAUGCCCAAGCUUAACAUGGAGGAGAUCACCCAGCAGUGCCGCGAGCUCGGCCUCGACACCAACACUGUCCAGCAACCCGGUCAGAACGAGCUUGGUCUCGGCAGCGGCUCCUCCGAGGACGAGGUCCAGGAGAAGCAGGGUUAGAGGAGUAAAAAAUUCACUCUUUCAUUCAAUUGACAACCUGCGCUCGGUCCGCCGGCGCCUAUCGAAUACCCCUGCUAGUUGCAUGUAUAUCUUUCUAGCUUGUGCAUGCAUGCAUAGAUUGUGAAAGAUAGAUUUGGUGUAUUUCCUUUACCUUUCAUUUCUUUAUUUUCUUUUCUAUUUGUUUCCUUAUUCCCCUGUGUACAUCUGGUCGAGUUUCAUGUCAGCUGGCCGCGUGAUCUCUCCAUAUUCAUGUUAUGAGAUUGGGACGUGCGAUGUGCAGCUAUGAUGUUCGAGAGGUUUUAUGAUUAAUUACUGGUAGAGAAUAUACCCAUUCCUUCUCGAA